This is a messenger RNA of Stegodyphus dumicola, 1149 nucleotides long. Its product is annotated as organic cation transporter protein-like. Lineage: Eukaryota; Metazoa; Arthropoda; Arachnida; Araneae; Eresidae. Gene Ontology annotation, molecular function: transmembrane transporter activity. Gene Ontology annotation, cellular component: membrane. Gene Ontology annotation, biological process: transmembrane transport. The record is from RefSeq and is a predicted model, not a curated record.
UUACGUUUUUGUUUGGCUAAGAAAUUCAAGCGGCUGCGAAAACAACAUAUACUCUUUACAGCUAAAGAAAAUAUUUGUAGAGUGCAACUCGAUAAAGAGUUCCUCGAUUCAGACAACAAAACAAUUCGAAAUGACCAUCUUCAGUAUUCUCCCAAUUCUUGCAUGAUGGUGAAAAAUAAGCCACGGCGUUCUUUCAUAGGGUUUCAGGAUUUCACAGCAUCUACUCAUUCCGUCAUGGAGAGUGGCAAAGUAAAAGAUUCCGAAGAUAAGGACAUGUGUGACAUCACAGGUCAUCUCGGUCCAUGGCAGAUGCGAUCUUUUACUAUAUUUCUUUUCAUAGCAUUUUCAUGCAGUUGGCACAAUCUAAUCCUUACCUUCCAGUCUCCUAAUGUUUCUUAUUGGUGCAAAUCAACUUAUAAUGCAAGUACCGUCUGGAAGCAUGAUAAGCAUUCUGAAUGUUAUGAUGGAGAAAAUAAAUGUGAAUCUUGGGUCUAUGAUGAAUCAAUUUACAAAAGCACUAUUGUUAGUGAGUGGGACCUUGUCUGCGACAGAAAAUGGCUGACUUCUGUAGCGAAGUCCAUUUACAUGUUUGGACAUCUUGUUGCUUGUGUGGCAUUUGGACAACUUUCAGAUCGGAUAGGUCGCCGGCCUGUCAUCCUGUUGUGCUACUUCUUGUUCUUUUGGUGUUCCGUGGCGACAAUCUUCGUCAACUCGAUUGGAAUAUUCAUUUUUCUAAGAUUUUUCUUAGCACUGGGUGUCACUGCUGCGUAUACAACAGCAUUUGUCAUUGUAAUGGAAGUCAUGGGUUCAGAGGUGCGACCCCUGUAUGGAGUAGUUGCUAAGUUUGGUUGGACGCUUGCUUACGUAUCUUUGCCAAUUGUCGCAUGGUUCAUCCGAGACUGGCGUCAGCUGCAGAUUGCCAUAACUUUACCAUGGGUGGCAAUGAUUCCGAUGUGGUGGUACCUGGAGGAGUCUCCCAGAUGGCUUUUGACUACGGGUCAGGUUGAACGGGCCGAGGUUUUACUGUUGGAGGCCUGCGAGAAAAAUGGGAAGAGGCGAGAAGAAGUACAAGUCCCUAUCUUGAAAUUGUGUUCCAGAACACUGAAGGCAGGUAGGAGGCGACCUCGCCCGUAGUUAAGGCAUUCACGA